This is a messenger RNA of Brachypodium distachyon (stiff brome), 935 nucleotides long. RefSeq lists its product as uncharacterized. The coding region runs from base 76 to 699 and encodes 207 amino acids. The transcript is spliced from 4 exons. NCBI's taxonomy places the organism in Eukaryota, Viridiplantae, Streptophyta, Magnoliopsida, Poales, Poaceae. The record is from RefSeq and is a predicted model, not a curated record.
CGUUUUCUCAACAAAAAACAAAUCAAAGAUAUCCCCGUGAAGCCGAAGAAGAACAAAACCUAGAUCGGAGCAAGCAUGUCGCCGCUUCGAUUUUCCGGGUCUCUCGUCGUCGGGAGGAGGCUCUCCUGGCACCGGAUUCGUGCAGGAUCAGCGUGGCUUAAACACCAAUCUGUGCAGAGGAACAUUGCUGAUCAUGCGAGGGGAUUUGGCUCCUCUGGCAGUUUCCCGAAGGGUGGCAAGUUGUAUGCUAGUAUUCUGCCUGUGGGUGCCUUAUCUUCUGCCUUGGUUGGAGGAAUGUUGUAUCUCAAAAAAGAUGCAGAGGUACCAACAACAGCUUGCGGGCUAACCGAUGAGGAUGCAACGAGGGCUCACGAGCUAACUGAUGAGGAUCCAACGAAGGAGGCGGCGUUGAAGGCGAGGUUCGAGGAGUGGAUGAUCAAGUACGAACGCAGGUACAAGGACGAGGAGGAGAAGGCGCUGCGCUUCAGGGAAUUCAAGCGCCAUGUCAAGGACUCCGAGAAGGCCAACACGCUCGGCAGUGGGUUUUGCACCUUUGAACCAAAUGGCCUCGGUGAUCUAACCGAGGAAGAGGGGCUCAUGCGGAGAACUGGUUCCUAUGAUAUGACUGCGAGAAGAUAUAUUGCGAGGCAGCGUGAUAUCGUGUACCAGCGUGUUCUUGAAUGGUGGUAUCAGCUUUGAUGGCAUUAAGGGGGAGUACAUAGAACGAUGGCUGUUAGGGGAGUAUAUAGAACGAUGGCACUUGUUUUAAAGUUAACGAAUAGCCUAGUUAUGGCCCUAACUGUAGCAGGAACCUUUUGAUAAUGUUAAGCGGAUGUAAUGCGUUAAUCUUUAACGGACUUAUGGACUCCUGGUGUAUCAAUUUCCUAUGAAUUCCUGAUCUUUAUAGUAUUAUAAAGCCAAGACCUUGACAUUGA